Serinus canaria (Common canary) is the source of this 2718-nucleotide messenger RNA. It is a transcript of the gene FAM163A, whose product is annotated as family with sequence similarity 163 member A. Bases 187 to 684 code for a protein of 165 amino acids. NCBI's taxonomy places the organism in Eukaryota, Metazoa, Chordata, Aves, Passeriformes, Fringillidae. The record is from RefSeq and is a predicted model, not a curated record. The transcript has 5 exons.
GCUCCGGACCCGCCGCCGCCGCUCCUGCCCGGCCCGGGCGUCCAGGACUGCUGAGUCUCCCUGUGGCCAUGUGGUGCUGCCUGACCCCACCAUCCGGCCCGGGGCCAGCGUGACUGCGACAUCCUGCCUGUCCUUUUCCGGGUCCAACGCCUCUGUCACUGAACAGUUUGAUGGAGAAUCGGUCGGAUGACAGCGGGAACUGUUGUUAUCACCGGGGGAAUCCUAGCAACAGUGAUCCUACUGUGCAUCAUUGCUGUGCUCUGCUACUGUAGGCUACAGUACUACUGCUGCAAGAAAAAUGACUCCGAUGAGGAAGAGGAGGAGGAAGAGGAGGAGGAGGAGGAAGAGCCCAACCUGCCCACGCACUCGCACCUCAUCAUGUGCAACGCCUGCAGCUCCCGCAUGGUGGACGGGCACGGCAGCCCCGCGCCGCCGCCCGGCGAGCUCAACCAGCACGGGGCUCACACCUACUGCCCGACGUGCUCCCCCUACGGCUCCCCCUUUUACAUCCGGACUGCCGACAUGGUGCGCAACGGGGGUGAGAGGGUCGCCUACACCCCCGCGUGCUACAAGGAGAUGGGGCCGCCCCUCAACAUGGCCUCGCUGCAAAGCUACACGGUGAGCCGCCACGGCCUCCUCCGCGACAGCUUCCCGAACCCGCGGGCCAUCAGCACGGAGGUGUAGUCACCAUUGCCACUAGCACAGUGCGUCCCCAGCUGGUACCUGCUCCAGGGAAGGGGCUUUUCACUUGUUUUUGAGGAGAGGAGCCCGUAGCCCAGCCCGAGGCCAGCGCGGCCCUGCUGAGGCGCCCGGCAUGGCCAAGCCUCGCGGGCCGGAAGGCAAGGGAGACCUCAAAGGGCAACGCUGAACCGGCCACCUCCGAACCCGUCAUAAGUGUCAUUAUUAUCUACUCUCUCUCCCAAAGGGACUUGUCUAACGAGGGCUAUGUACAGUACAACCUAAUUUAAUUACCCCCGGCUCCCUGAGCCCAGUGAGGCCUUUGGUGUCACCACACAGCCGGCCGAGGUGGUGCCCGCUGCCUCCGGCACACAGAGCAAUGGGCUGAUCAUCCAGGGCCAGCUGCCAUCCCCGGUGAAUCCCAGUGCCCAGCAGGGCAUGGCAGCGCUCCUCAGCCAUGGGGAAGUGAAGAAGGGAAGAUCCAGGUCAUCCUUGCUCCCCUCGUACUGCGCCAGCUGCUGCUAGCAGUUAGCUUUUCUGUUCAAGUGUAAGAUAGGGCACCGCCUCCCACCUGCUUCGGUCUUUGCACGUGCUGAAGAAGUUCAGGACAUGGAUUUAGGUCACUGCCGGGGGAGGAAAGUUCCUCGCAAAAGAGCUCACCCACGCCAACAGGCACCGGCCAGUCCUUCUGCGGCCAAAGCCCCCACCUCUUCUACUCUUCACAAGCUUUCUUAGGAACAAUUUUAACUUGGACCCAUGAAUAUGGCAAGAUUUUACUUAUGGGAAGAAUUGAAUUCCUAAAUAACCAGUUUUGGUCACCUUCAGCUUUCAAAGCCCCACCCUGACAGCUCCGACAGCCAGAGGAAGGUUGGCUUUAGGAUGGAUUUUGAUUUUGAUAGCAACAGCAGAGCCUACUGGCUCAUGUCUUCUUUGCAGGGUGCUCCCACUGGAGAGUGAUGUUCAGGUGUUUGGGGUCCCCCUGCUUUUGCUUCUGGAAGAGGAGGGUGCAAGACCCAAAUGUGUCUUGGACAUGUUGUGAACAUGGGUUCACAGGCGCUGCAGCCCACAAUGACAGCCAGUGACUCUGCCUUUCUGCAAAAAUGAAUGUGGGAAAGUUUCUUCUUCCUCCAUAAAUCAAAUUAGGUGAAAAAUUACUAAAGGGACAGCUCCAUCAUUCCCAGGCACUUCCAUAGCAACCAGUGCAGGACUGCUCUGCUGAACACUUUCCAUUCACGGCAGGGAGGAGGGAUGGGGACAGCAGUGAUCCCUGCGGAUGCUGUUGGAGGCAAUGGAGGAAACCCUUGCCAUGCCUUUGCAAUAUAGGGUAGGACUGCUCAGAAACGUGAGUGGUGGGAUUUUAUUUUCACCACUUCAUUUUAGAAAUCACCCCACUGCUCACAGAAGGAUUUGGACUUGACCUUGCCGCUCACACACAGAAAAAGUAGGUCUCAGCACAGAGGCACACAGUGCACCAGCCUCAAAUGUCCACUUUACCAGGCAAAAGGCUGAUGUACACAUUGGGCCUGCCCAUGCCUUGGCACUUCUCUGAAGAAAGGAGCCAAAACAUCACAAAACGUGGUGAUGGUCCUUGUAACCAAACACAUUGCCCCAGCCUGCAUUUUACACACACUUCUGAGCAAAUGUUAUGCACCAUCUCCCCCACCUCCAGCCCAAAAAGACAUUGCAUUUCCAUUAUCUGGAGACUUGGACAGGCUGCAUUGCUUUGAGAGUCUCUUUCCAUUCUCCAAAUAGUGAUAGCAGGUUUUAAUGUCCUCUCACAUUAAGGGCAGGCAGCAGUUACCAGCAGCAAAGCUCUCUGGAUCCCACUGGUCAACAGUCCGUGGCUCCUACUGCCUCCCAUCUAGCCAGUGCUCCUGAAAACACAGUCUGUAACUGGAAGAAAAUCUUGGCUAACUUGAUAAAUCCCAUUCCUUCCCACUAGAGCAUCUGCUCAGCUAGGUCUCCUCGUACUGGGAGCCAGGAGAAGUUAAUGUGUCCCAGCGUGGUCCCUGCCAGACAGCCCCGUGAUGCCAUCCCCGU